AUGGACGCUAGACCCCAGCGCCUCAAAGUCCACGUUGGUGGCAACGAGAACAUCAUCCCUUCGAAGCACGAUUCACUCCAUCAGCGACACAAGUCAGCAGGCAACCUCAUGUCUCGCAACGGCGGCGGUCUGCAGGCUGCAGCUAAGCGAACCGCUUUCGGCGACGUCAGCAACACGGCAAAAAACCUCGCUGCGCUGCCUGUCGACCAGCUGCCUGCCAAGAGCAAGGGCGCAGAAUCUGUCUACAACAAAGAGAAUGCGAUCAAUGGCAAGGAUGGCUUCUCGCGACCCGCACAACGGGCUGCCGCGCUGGGCAGUAAGAAUGGUCCUGUAACCACAGAAUGGAAGCAGCCGAAAAUCCCGGUCAGAAAUGAUUCGCAGACCCAGAACAAGCUGGUCGCCAAGAGAGCCUCCGCGGCCCAGCUGCACGAGUCACGUCCCUCGAAGAGCAAACAUGUUGCUCAGGACCCCAUUGCGCCCGCGGAGUCGGCCUCGAGCAAGCAACCUCGCCAUCACAAGUCUCAGCCUCAGCUUAAGAAGGAGCCUGUUGCGCAUGUUCUGCGACGUGCCCAGAGCAAGUUGUCUACAACUUCGGCACACCCUGCCACCUCCGCCGAGAUCUGGAAGCCGAUGGACGAUGUGACUGAAGCUGCCUACGAGGACGCUGUCGAGCACAUUGGCAACGAGCAGUACCACGGUCCUUACCACAGACGUUCAUCAGACACCACUGACGCUGGAGACGACCUGCAGAAAGCCAUCGCCAUGCUCGAGGGAAAUGCUGAGAAGCAUUCAAUGGAGCAGCUCGCCGAAUCGCUGGGUGCUCCAACCAUGUCCGAGCCGGAGGAGUACUGGGACGAGGAGGAGGAGGAGGAGGAGCUCUACGAUGACCAGGGCUACACCACUGCUCACUCCUACCGGUCCCGAGGCGACCUCACCACUGGCGGCGCAACUACUGUGCUCGCGCCUAAGAUUACCGACAAGGUCCAGCAAGAGUUGGAGACCGCCCGUGUCAUCGUCGAGAGUACCCGUACCCAGGAGGAGGUCGACGACGAGGUUUGGGACGUCUGCAUGGUUGCAGAGUAUGGCGAUGACAUUUUUGAGUACAUGCGAGAGCUCGAGAUGAGAAUGCUGCCUGACCCUCACUACAUGGACCACCAGGCCGAGAUCCAAUGGUCCAUGCGCUCCGUCUUGAUGGACUGGCUUGUCCAGGUCCACCACCGAUUCAGCUUGCUGCCAGAGACUCUGUUCUUGACGGUCAACUACAUUGACCGCUUCCUCUCGUAUAAGGUUGUGUCGAUUGGCAAGCUCCAGCUUGUCGGUGCUACCGCCUUGCUCGUGGCUUCCAAGUACGAGGAGAUUAACUGCCCAUCGCUGCAGGAGAUCGUUUUCAUGGUGGACAAUGGUUACAAGGUUGACGAGAUCCUCAAGGCCGAGCGCUUUAUGCUCAGCAUGCUGAGUUUCGAGCUGGGCUUCCCUGGCCCGAUGAGCUUCCUGCGCCGCGUCAGCAAGGCGGACGAUUAUGAUCUCGAGACGCGCACGUUGGCGAAGUACUUCCUGGAGGUUACCAUCAUGGAUGAACGAUUUGUCGCAAGCCCACCCAGCUUCCUUGCCGCAGCAGCGCACUGCUUGUCUCGCUUGAUCUUGAAGAAAGGAGACUGGACUCCUGCGCAUGUCCACUAUUCUGGAUACACAUGGGGUCAGCUGAGAAACCUGGUUACCAUGAUUUUGGAGUGCUGCCACGCCCCUCGAAAGCAUCACCUUGCCGUCUUCGAAAAGUACUCAGACAAGCGAUACAAACGCGCUGCCGAGUAUGUACAGACUGAGAUCACCAAGGGCUUCACCCUUCCGCAUCACCAAUCCACCGGCCGUGCUUCGGCCUUCGACUUCGGCGAGCUUGACGGGAACGUUGGCCAGCCUCACCAUGCCAAGGCGAUGGUCGAGCUUCAGGGCUAG
Colletotrichum higginsianum IMI 349063 is the source of this 1953-nucleotide messenger RNA. RefSeq names its product Cyclin. Gene Ontology annotation, biological process: regulation of cyclin-dependent protein serine/threonine kinase activity; mitotic cell cycle phase transition. Gene Ontology annotation, cellular component: nucleus; cytoplasm; cyclin-dependent protein kinase holoenzyme complex. The record is from RefSeq and is a predicted model, not a curated record. Gene Ontology annotation, molecular function: cyclin-dependent protein serine/threonine kinase regulator activity. Lineage: Eukaryota; Fungi; Ascomycota; Sordariomycetes; Glomerellales; Glomerellaceae. The coding region runs from base 1 to 1953 and encodes 650 amino acids. The transcript has 4 exons.